Exaiptasia diaphana is the source of this 1636-nucleotide messenger RNA. Its product is annotated as lebercilin-like protein. Lineage: Eukaryota; Metazoa; Cnidaria; Anthozoa; Actiniaria; Aiptasiidae. Gene Ontology annotation, biological process: intraciliary transport. Bases 497 to 1615 code for a protein of 372 amino acids. Gene Ontology annotation, cellular component: axoneme. The record is from RefSeq and is a predicted model, not a curated record. The transcript is spliced from 8 exons.
GAAUGAAGAAGAAACACCUCGUUYACUUGAAGAUGCAACUAAAAACGACAAUGGAGAUAGAUCGAACGAAACACAAAGUGAAGCAGUUGACAAAGAAAAGGAAGAGAGUUCAGAUGGAACCGAAGACGCUAACAACCAAGAUAUUUUGAAAGAAACCGAAGCUGUCCGUGAACAAAAUGAUCAGUCUCCUCAGAUAAUAGACAACUCUUUGAAAGGCGGAAAUGACCAAGAUAAUGAUGAUGAUGGUGAUGAUGAUAAUGAAGGGAAAGAAAACGAUUUGAUACGCAAUGACAAGACAAGUUUUCAUGUUCAAAAUGAUAACGCUGAAAAUGAUGACACCUUGCAAAGGAGCAAUACAGACGAUUUARAGACCGGUCAAAAGACAGGCAGCAAUGGUGGAAAUGAUGACAGCAUCAUAAAUGAAGAUCCUCAAGGCAAGGAUGAAGAUUCGCAGGGCAACCAACUGACUAACGAUAUCGGUGAGAAUGAUGAUGGUAUGGCAUAUGAAGACAACAAAGAUAACAAGCAAUGUGACCCUAAGUCCAAAAAGAAUAGCGAUGCAGAAAAUGAGAACAGAGAAGAAAGCAAAAUAGAACCAAACUCAGAGGAAGAGCGCUUGUCCAGAUACGAAKGUUCAGAGGUUUCUCUGCACAGCUACGACAGACACUCGAGACGAUCAACGAAGUAUUCACCAUCAACAGACAGUCACUCGAAUUAUGAUGAACAGCUCUCAGUGGAUUACUCGGAGUCCGAGGCGUCGACUUAUCAUAAAAAAUCUCAAAGUAAACCUUUAAAAAAGGUGGUUUUGGCGGCCCUUCCUCCACGUAAACCACUUACAAUACUCGCAACUAAAGGAGACCCGAAAAGAAACUACGUUAAUCGAGARAUGAAACGAGUAGUACAAGAAAUACUCAUUCGAGGAGACAAAAAGAUCAAAGACCUGACGACACAGGCACAAAGUCUACGAAGAACCACAGAGGUCUUAAGCGAGGAGAACAAAGCAAUGAAAAAACUACACAAGAUACAAUCAAGAGAAAUCCAGAAGAUCGAUGACUUUGUCUCCAUGACAACUUCAAGAUCAAAAGUCGUCAAAAAGGACGUCCGAAACAGCGAGAUGACGUCAGUGGACAUGAACAUCAAUGUUAGGAAACAAGUCAAAGAGAUCCUCCUCUUAAGACAAGAAUGUGAGCGAUAUGAAAAACUGGUYGAGAUGGACAGAAAAAUGCCCAGGCGUUCWGUAUUAAAAGAGAGACUUGAAAAAGUUGAGAGACAACUUGAAUCAAAAGACAAGGAAUUAGAGAAUAUGAAUAAAAAAGUUCUGGCACAGCAAAAGARAAUAUCCCAAGAAAGACAAAAAGAAAACAAGAAAUUYGCCCAACUUGAUGAGGAAAUACAUGGAACGAUUCAAGAAUGUCAAGAAUUAAAAAUAAGAUUAAAAGAAGCAGAAAGAAAAAUCGACAAGACUAACAUUUACAGUCGAAGAAGCAAUGCUACAAAGUCACUCCCACCAUCAACAUCCCUUCCUGCCCUGACCUGGCACCCCCCCGUCCACCGAGAAAAAACAAGAACAAAAGUCAAAAAAUGGUUAAACGAUUCCAACAACAAACAUAGAUAAUAAAAAAUAUCAUACUAUAUU